AUGAAAAUCUCACAACGAUUUCAUCAGUUCGAGUGUCAAGUUAUUGAAAUCAAUGAGCAUGACGACAACAGCAUCUUUGAAAUGACGCAUCGAGUGGUACAAGAAGCUUUGGGAAUAUUUAGCAAUAUCGAAAAAUUUCAAAAGUUUAUCGAACAAAAUUCACAAUUGAAGACAAUUUUUGAAAUGAGUUUGACGAAUAUUGAUGAUAAGAAGAAAGAAAAAAAUCUUUUGAUUGCAACUAACGCUCUUCAAAGAAAUAAAAUUCCCGCAGAAAUGAAAUCGUUAAUGGAUCAACAUGUUGAACUUAUGAGAUCCAUAACAAAGAAUGUUAAACAUCGAGAAUUUUUAGAUGAGUUCAUGCGAAAAGAAAUGGAAAUUGUCAUCACAAACACUUUCGGUCUUACAAGUCCGAAUGGAAAUGAAUUUGGUGCGGGAAUUUUUCCAUUGUCAUCGUUUUUCAAUCAUUCGUGUUCACCUAAUGUAAUGAGAAUUACGGUAGAAAAUAAACUUGUCUUUAUAGUUUCACGACCAAUUGAAGAGAACGAGCAACUCUUUGUAUGUUAUCGUAAUGACUUCAUGGAAACCUCCACAGAAAGUCGAAAAGCUGAACUGAGAACUAAAUACAAUUUCGAUUGUGUUUGCGAAGCUUGCAUCGAAAACUUUCCUUUACUCAUCGACAUUAAAUCGACUUCUUUAAAUAAAAUUUCUCCCGAAAAAACAUCAACACAACAGUUCACCGAACAGAUUGCAAAAGCAGAAUUUAAAACAAACUGCGAGUUCAUCAACAAAAACUCGAAAAAUUUUCCGAAUUAUGAAGUUUGCAACUUAAUAAAGCGAAAUCAAAGUCUUCUUGAGUAUCUGGCAAACAUUUCUUCAUCAUUUUCAUGGUGA
Molecule: messenger RNA, 891 nt
Organism: Clunio marinus
Lineage: Eukaryota; Metazoa; Arthropoda; Insecta; Diptera; Chironomidae
Source: the annotation of a GenBank genome assembly